AUGUCCCAAAAACAGCAAGUCGCCCUAAUAAUAGGUGCAUCACGCGGGAUCGGGCGCCAGAUCGCCAUCGACCUAGCAAAGAACGGUUACGCCGUAAUGCUAUCCGCAAAAACAACAUCCGACGCAUCAACAGUGACUCCAUUCCCGCCAGACCCGAACUCACCACAGUCCACCAUCAACACAGUAGAGCGCGAGAUCCGCGAAGCGGGCGGGCACGCGGCAACGGUAGCCGUUGACGUGCGCGAUGCCGCGCAGAUCCAGCAUGCUGUCGAGGAGACGGUGCGCGUCUUCGGGAAGCUUGAUGUGCUCGUGUACAACUCCGGCGCGAUCUGGUGGUCGUCUGUGGAGAAUAUACCCCUCAAGCGGUUUAAGCUUAUGCAGCAGGUGAACCCCGAGGGACUGUAUGCGACUGUUCAGGCUGCUUUGCCGUUCUUUGAGAAGGGGGGCUGGAAAGGGCGCAUCAUUGUUGUUUCGCCGCCUAUUUAUUCGAGGUUCUUUAGGGGGAAGACUGCUUAUGCGAUGGGCAAAGUUGGAAUGAGUGUCCUGGUCAAAGGUCUGGCCAUGGACUUUGUCCGUCAAGGCCGAAAUGAAAUGGCGGUGACGAGUAUCUGGCCUGCGUCUUCGAUUGAAUCAGCAGCCACGGAGCAUAAUAAGGGAUCCGACACAUCCUACAAAAAGGAUUUGAGAAAGCCGACAAUAUUCUCAGAGGCUGUCCUGGCUAUGCUUCGUGCCCCGCACCAAGUAGUGAACGGACUUCUGGAUACAGAUGAGGACUUCCUCCGGGAGAAGUGUGGAGUGUCGGACUUUUCCAAAUACUCUGUAAACCCAGGAUCGACACCACGGCGGAUUAUGCCGGCCAAGUUCCCAGUUUUGGAGGUUGCAGAGCAGGAUGAUGAAGGGCAGCGCAUGGAUAGUGCAAAGGUGCGGGCAAAGAUAUAG
Penicillium mononematosum is the source of this 939-nucleotide messenger RNA. RefSeq lists its product as uncharacterized. The record is from RefSeq and is a predicted model, not a curated record. The transcript has 5 exons. Bases 1 to 939 code for a protein of 312 amino acids. Gene Ontology annotation, molecular function: oxidoreductase activity. NCBI's taxonomy places the organism in Eukaryota, Fungi, Ascomycota, Eurotiomycetes, Eurotiales, Aspergillaceae.